This is a messenger RNA of Quercus robur (English oak), 618 nucleotides long. RefSeq names its product probable glutathione S-transferase. The transcript is spliced from 2 exons. Gene Ontology annotation, molecular function: glutathione transferase activity. Gene Ontology annotation, biological process: glutathione metabolic process. NCBI's taxonomy places the organism in Eukaryota, Viridiplantae, Streptophyta, Magnoliopsida, Fagales, Fagaceae. Bases 1 to 618 code for a protein of 205 amino acids. Gene Ontology annotation, cellular component: cytoplasm. The record is from RefSeq and is a predicted model, not a curated record.
AUGGCUGAGGUGAAGCUACAUGGAAGAUGGUCUAGUCCAUUUGUUUACAGAGUGAUAUGGACUUUGAAACUAAAGGGCAUAUUAUAUGAAUACAUUGAAGAAGAUCUGUCAACAAAAGUCCUCUGCUUCUACAGUAAUCCUGUGCACAAGAAAAUCCCAGUACUUGUUCAUGGUGGAAAAACAAUUUGCGAGUCCAUGAUAAUCGUUGAAUAUAUUGAACAGACAUGGCCACUAACUCCCUUGCUGCCAACUGACCCUUACGAGAGAGCUAAGGCUCGAUUUCGGGUUAAUUUUAUUGAAGAGAAGGCUCCAGCAGCAAUUUUGUCAGUAUUUCGAUCCAAUGGCGAGAAGCAAAAGAAGGCCCUGAAGAACAGUUUGGAAAUGCUAAAAAUUAUGGAAGAGCAGGGCCUAGGUGAGAAUAAAUUUUUUGGGGGAGACAGAAUUGGUAUAGAGGACAUAGCAUUUGGAACAAUUGCACACUGGUUUGGUGUCAUUGAAGAAAUAAUUGAAGUAAAAGUGCUGGAAGCCCAUGCAUUGCCCCGCUUGCACGCAUGGAAAGAGAAUUUUGAGGAAGUUCCUAUAAUUAAAGAAAAUGUUGUUCUUUUUCAAGAAGAGUAG